GGGAGGGAUUGAAUGAGGAAAGUGGAUAGGAGCUGGAGUUUUAGUUUUUUUGAGCAUCUGGAUAUCUGACCGGAGAGAGAAGAAGAAGAAGAAGAAGAAGAAGAAGAAGAAUUUGGAUGUAUGGAAAAUUACCUGAAAGCAGAGGAAGAGAACGAAAAAGCUCAAUUAUAGAAGAAGUAAGGUCAGGAAAGAGGGAAAUAAGGAGAAAGUUGUUUUUCUAACGGGACAGGAGGUGGACCCGACCAGCAGAAAUGUUGCCGGUGAUUCUGACGGUUUACCUCAAUGACACCCAGCAGAUGCUAACUGAGGUCCCAGUUACUCCGGCAACCAGAGUUAUUGACGUUGUCGAAUACUGCAAAGAAGCCGGCGAGGGGGAGUGUCACUUAGCUGAAGUAUGGAAUGGGCAUGAGCGCGUUCUCCCUCAGGAGGUGUUAUUGUUGGAUCUCCUCCAGCAGUGGGGAGCCAGGAGGCCGGAGGUCAGCUUCUACCUCAGACACUGCCCCUCCUGGACACAAGGAAGUCCGCAGCCUUUGGAGCAGAGCUGGACCACAGAAGCAACAGAUAGUGCUAAUGACAGGGUUCCCCGUGUGGAGCUGACCCUCUCUGAGCUCCAGGAAAUGGCCACUAGACAACAGCAACAAAUAGAGGCUCAGCAACAGAUGUUGGUCGCCAAGGAGCAGAGACUGAGGUAUCUUCACCAAGGAGGCAGAUCUAACCAGGGACAGACGCAGUCUGAAGCUGAGAAGCUGCAGCGGCUGAAGGAGCGAGUGGAGACUCAGGAAGCCAAGCUGAAGAAGAUCCGAGCCAUGAGAGGACAGGUCGACUACAGCAAACUGAUCAACGGAAACCUCUCUGCAGAGAUCGACCAUGUCAGCAGCCUGUUCCAGGAGAAGCAGGCGGAACUGCAGUCUGCGGUGGUCAGAGUCGACCAGUUGACCCAGCAGCUGGAGGAUUUGAAGAGAGGACGCCUCCAGCUACACCCUGUUGCACCAGCUCAGGUGGCACACACCGGGUCCCACGGGGCACCCACUGGCCAGAAAGGAUCACCCCUGUCUGGUCCUGCAGCCCUGGAACUGAGGAAACUCUACCAGGAGCUGCAGGCUCGUAACCGUCAUAACCUGGAGCAGAGCAGCAAGUUGGCUCAGAACAAGGAGCUGCUGAACAAGAGGAACGCCCAGGUGACGGUGAUGGAUCAACGCAUCGGAGACCUGAGAGAACGACUGCAUAAGAAGAGAGCAGAAUUGAGUCGUAUGAAUGGAGCAGGCCUGUCCUCGCCUCAGACCUUGUCCCACCCAGGAGGUGGAGUUUCAGGGCGAGUAGCGGCUGUCUGCCCUUACAUCCAGGUUCCAGCAGAGGGGAGACAGGAGGCGGGGUACCCCCUGCCAGCUGACCCACCGCCCAAACCCACACCGCUGAGCCACAUCCGCUCCCUCUCAGAGGAGGACAGGAGUGGCAUCAGGAAGCCUCCUAGCCAAUGGAAAGUGUCAGAUUUAGACAUCGUCCUGUCAGAGCCCACUGAGACGUGGGAGGGACCUCGGUCCCCUCAGGGGGGCGACAGUAACAACACUAAUGAAGCGUCGUGGCCUAGAAUCAGUAAGAGCGUGUCAGAUUGGAGGACCAACAGUCCGGAACAGCUUCCCUCUGGUUACGGUACCUACCCCAGCGCCACCCACCAGGCGGCAGGCCAUCACAAUGCUACCAGCUCCCUGCCCCAUUCUGCCCCCGGUACACUGGGCUGGCCCCGAUCCACUGCUGCAAAUACCACCUCAUCGUCCUCUUUAUCAUCUUCCUCUUCACAACAAAUACAGCAACGGAUCUCCGUCCCUCCAAAUUCAAGCCAAGGCUCCGCCUCCCAGCCAUCCCCCUUGUCCCCACAAACAGAGCGAACAGAUCCCCCUCCAGCGGUGGCUGUGCGUCCCUACGUUCCGGACCACCCCUCCAGGCCCCAGUCCCCCAGGAAGGGCCCCGCCACCAUGAACAGCAGCUCUAUCUACAGCAUGUAUCUCCAGCAGCCUCAGGCCAAAAACUAUGGAUCUCUUAGCAACAGGACUACUGUCAAAGCAGUCUAUGGUAAACCCAUCCUCCCCACCUCCUCCACUUCUCCAUCCCCUGUCCCUUUUCUCCAGGGAGGAGGAGGAGGAGGAGGAGGAGGAGGAGGAGGAGUAAGAGCAGGAGGAGAAGAUGUUACAGAUAAAGAAGGAGGGAAAGGAGGAGGUGAGAGCAGUGAUGGGCAAAUCCUCCCACCUCCCACUGUUGACAACAUCCCUCGUCCUCUUAGUCCCACUAAGCUCACCCCAGUCGCCCACUCCCAGCUACGUUACCAGAGUGAUGCCGACCUGGAGGUUCUCCGCCGACGUCUCAGCAACGCACCACGACCCCUGAAAAAACGGAGCUCAAUCACAGAGCCUGAGGGCCCACAGGGGCCAAACAUCCAAAAACUACUGUACCAGAGGUUCAACACGUUGGCGGGAAGCAUGGAAGGAGGCUCAGGCAAUACUUUCUACCAGCCUGACUGCCUUUUGGGUGAAAUGGACAACAUCCAUUCAGCAAAUGGGAAUGCAGAACCUGGUGACAAGCACGUCAGUAUGGCAGGCGUGGAAGGCGAAGUUCAAAAUCUGAACUCGGGCGCCCGCCGAUUGUCCCCUCCUUCUGGUGCCGUAGAAACACCCAAAGAGACGACAGCAAAAGCAGAAACUACCAAUAACGUGUCUCCACCGACCCGAACCAGCCCACCCCCUGCACCUGAUAGGCCAGAGGACCAGAACAAUAACAACCAGAGAGGAUCUAGUCCUGCACACAACACUGUAGGCCAUGCCUCCCCUUCACCGUCACCCCCCGCCCCCCCUUCACUGCCUAAGGUGAAGCGGACCAACCUGAAGAAGCCGUCAUCAGAGCGAACAGGCCACGGUCUGAGAGUGAAGUUUAACCCUCUAGCUCUGCUGCUGGACGCAUCAUUAGAGGGAGAGUUUGAUCUGGUGCAGAGGAUUAUAUAUGAGGUGGAAAAUCCCAGUAUGCCUAACGAUGAAGGCAUAACUCCUCUUCAUAACGCUGUCUGUGCCGGCCAUCACCAUAUUGUGAAGUUCCUGCUGGACUUUGGAGUCAAUGUAAACGCAGCCGACAGUGACGGAUGGACUCCUCUGCACUGUGCAGCUUCAUGUAACAGCGUCCACCUCUGUAAGAUGCUGGUGGAGUCGGGGGCCGCCAUUUUCGCCACGACAAUUAGCGACGUGGAAACUGCGGCAGACAAAUGUGAAGAAAUGGAGGAGGGCUAUACACAGUGUUCUCAGUUCCUCUACGGUGUCCAAGAAAAGUUGGGUGUGAUGAACAAAGGCUUGGUCUACACCCUCUGGGACUACACGGCCCAGCAAGCCGAUGAGCUGUCCUUCAGCGAGGGCGACGCCCUCACCGUGCUGCGUCGCCGCGACGACACUGAGACCGAGUGGUGGUGGGCACGGCUUAACGACCGCGAGGGAUAUAUACCCAGAAACCUACUGGGGCUGUAUCCAAGAAUCAAACCCAGACAACGCUCGCUGGCAUAAAGCCCAGAUCAGGAGCCACGUGCACGCUCUCAGAGGGCGCAUGAGACACAGAGAAGAAGAGGCAGCAGCAGCAUGUGGGCGGAAGCAAUAGCCGAGAAAGAGACAAACAAAUGAUGGAGGUAGUCAGGAGGCAGAAAGAAGGAAACAAAGACGGAGCUCGCAACUCUGAUGAAGCAACUUUUUUCUUUUUUUUUUUUUUUUUUUUUUUUUUUCGUUUGUUUGGAUGUGAUGCUGGAACCACAGAGCCACUUUAUGGUAGAAUCUUUCUAUAUUUUCACUGAGUUGCUGCAAUUAAAAAAAAAUAAAAAAUGGACUGAAUCUUAUUUUGAGCAAGAGUAGCUUGGCAACUUCACACCAGUUCAGCCGCAUGAGAGAAGCUAAAUAGAAGCAAAAAUAAGAAAUAUGAUUUGGAUGCAGUGUUGAGUUCUUUCAGCUCAGAACAUGAAAACAUGGGCUUGGAUUUAUACUGCCCUAUCUAACAUUCAUCCAAAUAAUCUUGAUCUUUGAAUGCCACUUUAUUUUUGUAUGGUGUUAAUUUAAAAAAAAAAAAAAAAAAAAAGUUCACACUGUGUGAUGAGAAAAUUUAAAUGCAGUGAAUUUACAGGCUAGAGCAGGUAAAAGUAUGUGUGAGAUGUGAAGUUGGGAGAGAGGGAAGUGCGAGGAGAGAACAUAUAGUGUGUGAGAGAGAGAGCCAGGUCUUUGUCAAGUUUUAGAUGGAGCAGCUAUUAGCAGUGUCAGCCAGGAAUAACGUUGGAAGUGCAACCACAAGACUAAAGAAAACAAAAUCCAGCAAGCUUUUGAUGCAUGGUGGCUGUGGUCCACAUCAACAAACAUGCGCAACAGAUGUUGAAAAUAUAAUAUUAUGGCAUGGUAAAAAACAAAAAGAAAAAAGAACUGAUAUCAGAAGAAUAUUUUGAUUCUGAUUUCACAAAAUGAUAAAAGAAGCAUCCGUGAAUAAUUACAGAUGCCUCAGCCUUUUACUAUUCUGUAUUUAUGUUGACUCAGCACUGGUGCAUGCUGUCAUAUCAACAUCUGUUCAACUGCAAAAUGGUUGCUGCUGGUAAGACAGGAGAACAGAAGGAAAACAAGAAGGUGAGAAA
Molecule: messenger RNA, 4639 nt
Organism: Perca flavescens (yellow perch)
Lineage: Eukaryota; Metazoa; Chordata; Actinopteri; Perciformes; Percidae
Product: apoptosis-stimulating of p53 protein 1-like
Exons: 24
Coding region: 252-3539 (1095 amino acids)
Biological process (GO): regulation of apoptotic process
Cellular component (GO): nucleus
Molecular function (GO): p53 binding
Source: RefSeq, a predicted model, not a curated record